Molecule: messenger RNA, 1567 nt
Organism: Tarenaya hassleriana
Lineage: Eukaryota; Viridiplantae; Streptophyta; Magnoliopsida; Brassicales; Cleomaceae
Product: glyceraldehyde-3-phosphate dehydrogenase GAPCP2, chloroplastic
Exons: 14
Coding region: 186-1265 (359 amino acids)
Biological process (GO): glucose metabolic process
Molecular function (GO): NAD binding; oxidoreductase activity, acting on the aldehyde or oxo group of donors, NAD or NADP as acceptor; NADP binding
Source: RefSeq, a predicted model, not a curated record
UUUUCUAAACCGCCGCCGCCGUCGCCGCCGCGCCUCGUGUGGACUUCUUCUCUUCGCCGUCUUCUGAUCAUUUCAAGGUGUCAUCAUGCCUUGGGUUCAAUCGUAAUCUUACCUCAUCAAGCUUCUCUGUUGCAGCUGCUUCUGUUGGAUCAUCUUCAACUCUGCAAAAAUGCAAUUUAAGAAGUAUGCAACCCAUCAAGGCCACUGCCACAGAAGUUCCACCUGCAGUUCAGAGGUCGGGUAGCAGCGGAAAGACAAAGAUUGGGAUCAAUGGUUUUGGUCGGAUUGGAAGGUUGGUCCUUCGUAUUGCAACCUCCAGGGAUGAUAUUGAUGUUGUAGCAGUUAAUGACCCAUUCAUUGAUGCCAAGUACAUGGCUUACAUGCUUAAAUAUGAUUCUACUCAUGGAGUUUUCAAGGGAACCAUCAAAGUAAUGGAUGACUCUACUUUGGAGAUCAAUGGGAAGAAUGUGAAAAUUGUCAGUAAAAGGGACCCAGCUGAGAUCCCAUGGGCUGAUCUUGGAGCUGAGUAUGUUGUCGAAUCUUCUGGGGUUUUUACAACCAUGACAAAGGCUUCAGCACAUUUGAAGGGUGGUGCUAAGAAAGUGGUCAUUUCUGCCCCUUCAGCUGACGCGCCCAUGUUCGUGGUAGGUGUGAAUGAGAAGACAUACCAGCCAAACAUGGAUAUAGUUUCCAAUGCAAGCUGUACCACCAAUUGUCUUGCACCUCUUGCCAAGGUGGUGCAUGAGGAAUUCGGUAUUCUUGAAGGUUUGAUGACAACUGUCCAUGCAACUACAGCUACACAGAAAACUGUGGAUGGUCCAUCAAUGAAGGACUGGAGAGGAGGCCGUGGUGCUAGUCAAAACAUCAUCCCUAGCUCAACUGGUGCUGCAAAGGCUGUCGGUAAGGUUCUUCCGGAACUCAACGGAAAACUUACGGGAAUGGCUUUCCGUGUCCCAACACCCAAUGUGUCUGUCGUGGAUUUAACUUGUCGACUUGAGAAGGGCGCCUCUUAUGAAGACGUUAAGGCGGCCAUAAAGUUUGCCUCAGAAGGGCCACUGAGGGGUAUUCUCGGGUACACAGACGAGGAUGUUGUGUCCAAUGAUUUCGUCGGUGAUUCAAGGUCAAGUAUAUUCGAUGCCAAGGCUGGAAUUGGAUUGAGCAAAUCCUUCAUGAAGCUUGUCUCUUGGUACGACAACGAAUGGGGUUACAGUAACCGAGUGCUUGACCUCAUAGAGCACAUGGCGUUGGUAGCUGCGAGCCGCUGAAACUCCGUCAGAGGCGCUGGUUAUUGCCACAGAAGCCGACAAGCUCUCUGCCUGGCCAUAAAUAUAAAAUACCGUAUGAGGUUUGUUCGGGUUUCUUUAGGUGGUAGCUUUUUUGGUUUGGUGUUUUGAGUAAUGGGUUUCUUGCUCCUGGUAUGGGAUCUAUCUAUAGAUAUGUAGACAUGGUUAAAUACCAUGCGACUUCUCUCAAUAAUGGAAAAGAAUUUGUUGUACUAAAGUCUAAAACGGGUAAAAGGAACAAAAAACAUAAGCCCAGACUUGGUGGAAGAAAUUUUGUUUUGAUA